AUGAUUGAAGCGCUUAGAGUGAUUAAGAACGCUAAUGGUGAUAUAAUAAUUCUUUCAGAUGCUAACACGGUGUAUAUUGAGGAGAUAUUAAAGGCAUAUGAAGUCAACGAUCUAAUAUCUAACGUUAUCAGUAAUCCUGCUACAUGGGACGAAGAUGGUAGAUUACAUAUUCGAAGAUUAAAUAAUAUUCCUCAUGGAUGUGAAAAUCCAUGUUCAGAAAAUAUUUGUAAAGGUCAUGAACUUAUUAAGUUUUUAUCAGCACAUCCGAAUGAAUAUGAUCAAAUUAUUUAUGUUGGGGACUCUUUUAAUGACUUCUGUCCUGCAACCAAAAUGUCUAGUAUAAAAAUAUGGACAGACGAAUCAGUCCGCGAGUUAUUUACUGGAAAGAUGCCGACAAAAUACUUGAAUUUAUUAAUGAUAUUUUCGGGAAUCAAAAUAAAUAAAUUAUUGUUUAAUUAUGUUUAG
Racocetra fulgida is the source of this 465-nucleotide messenger RNA. NCBI's taxonomy places the organism in Eukaryota, Fungi, Glomeromycota, Glomeromycetes, Diversisporales, Gigasporaceae. The record is from the annotation of a GenBank genome assembly.